CUCUGCACUUCAUUCAAACCUGGGAUCACAGUCUGGGGGGACAGACAAACACACAGAUCAGAUAGCGGUAUGUACUCAGAGAAUGAGUGCGGAAUUUGUUACCAGAUCUACAACGCAGGUCGGCGGUGCCCCCGGGAGCUCCACUGCAAACACAGCUUCUGCGAGAGCUGCCUGCUGGCUCUGUCCCGGCCCCUGGGAGCCGACGAGGCGCGCCUGGACCGGACCAUCGUCUGCCCGAUGUGCCGGCACCCCACGAUCAUCUCCGGGGAGGGGAAGGUGAGAGCCGAGCUGAGGGCAGAUGAGUCCGUCCUGCUGCGGCUGAUCGUCACUGGACUCGUCUUCCAGGACGAGGACCAGGAGGAGAAGGAGGACCAAGAAAGCUGUGACAACAACGGGGAGCUGCCCGAGAUUCCAGCCGAGCGGAGCGACUUGUCAGCGGGCUCCAGAGGUGGGAGGCUCCGGCGGUCCUGCCGGAAAGUUUGGAAGUUGAUUAGCGGGAAGAAUUCGUCGCGGAGUAGCGGAGAAAACUAUAUGACCAACGCUGACCUGAGGAACUUCGCCAUGAUGUCCUGCUACAUGUUUUAAAGGAAUCAGCGACUCCAGAUACCCUGUAUAAUGUGAUAUUUAUUCAACGGUUGUUCUGCACUACAUGGACAUGAUGAUGACGAUGAUGAUGAAUCUGCGCUGACAGGAGACAUCAACACACAGUCAGCAGUGAUUUAAGUCAGAUCUCCAGCUUUCUGCUUCUUUAAGCGAUGACCAUUACACAGCUGCAGCUGUUGAACCCAAAUGAGACAAAACUUGAGAACUUCCGAAAUUGCCAUAAUGGCACAUUUUAGGGUCCACUGAUGCACUAAUGUAUUUUAUAUUUAUUUUUUUCAUAAUGUAUAUUAUUUCUAGAUAUGUUACAUAUUUAAGGGAAAACAAUACAUUAAAAUUGAAUAAUUGAA
Plectropomus leopardus (leopard coralgrouper) is the source of this 950-nucleotide messenger RNA. RefSeq names its product RING finger protein 227. Gene Ontology annotation, molecular function: ubiquitin protein ligase activity. Gene Ontology annotation, biological process: protein ubiquitination. NCBI's taxonomy places the organism in Eukaryota, Metazoa, Chordata, Actinopteri, Perciformes, Serranidae. The record is from RefSeq and is a predicted model, not a curated record.